Drosophila ficusphila is the source of this 390-nucleotide messenger RNA. RefSeq names its product DNA repair protein SWI5 homolog. Gene Ontology annotation, cellular component: Swi5-Swi2 complex; Swi5-Sfr1 complex. The transcript has a single exon. Bases 48 to 254 code for a protein of 68 amino acids. NCBI's taxonomy places the organism in Eukaryota, Metazoa, Arthropoda, Insecta, Diptera, Drosophilidae. Gene Ontology annotation, biological process: meiotic DNA recombinase assembly involved in reciprocal meiotic recombination; double-strand break repair via homologous recombination; meiotic joint molecule formation. The record is from RefSeq and is a predicted model, not a curated record.
CACUAACCGAUAGCUGUCACCACAAUUCAAUUGCAAUCCAAUUCAAAAUGAAGAAUUCCAAGAAAAAACCCCGUAAAAUGGCCAAUAAACCCAAAGAUUCAACGGAUACUCAAAAAAAGAAGGUUAUAGAGCUGCUUCACGAGUACAACGACCUGAAGGAUGCGACGCAAUUAAUCCUGGGCGCCAUGGCUACCAUUAAAAGCGUUCCCAUUCGAUCGCUAUAUGGCACCUACAACCUGCCCACCGUAGAAUAAAAAAGGUUUUCGAGUUGUAGUAUUCAUGUACUUGUUGUAAACAAUUUUUAAAACAACCAAGUGCAUGUACAUAUGUAAAUGCCACCUGGUAGAGCAGUUCCUUGAGUCUACAACUAAUAAAUCCACCUUAAACUAA